AUGAUUGAUACCGUCAUAUCGGCCGAAAUUCCAGAUCAAACCAUCGACCCAGGAUUAUUCGAAGUUGUCACGAAAAAUAUGAUUCACGGUCCCUGUGGUGGUAUUAAUCGAAAUUCACUUUGUAUGAUUGAUGGUAAAUGUUCGAAACGUUUUCCACAGCAAUUGAUUGCUGAAACAAUUACAGGAGAUGUUGGAUAUCCACAGUAUCGUCGACGAUCAAUUGAAGACAACGGUAAAUCAACUUAUGUGAAUAAGGGCAGCGAUAUGGCUGUUUUUGGAGUGGCUCCUGAGAAUAAUCAUGACGAAAUUUUGCAGUACCAAAUGGGGCGAUAUAUUAGUACGAAUGAAGCUGUAUGGCGUAUUUUAUCGUUUCCAAUUCAUCACAGACAUCCGGUUGUUGUACAUUUGGCAGUUCAUCUUGAAAACGGCCAACGUGUUUACUACACUGCUGCAAGUGCCGAACAAAGAGUAGUAGAGCCACCAGUAUCUACACUGACAGCUUAUUUCCAGUUAUGUGAAACUGAUGAAUUUUCCAGGACUUUGCUAUAUUCGGAAGUGUCUCACUAUUUCACAUGGAAUGCAUCAACAAAAAAAUUUCAACGUCGCAAACAAGGCACACCUGUUGAUGGUUAUCCAGGUAUUUUUCGAACAGAUGCUACAGUAAGUCCAGCUAAUGUUGAAUGUUUUUACUUGCGACUUUUGUUGGUGAACGUACAUGGACCUCAAUCACUCCAACAUUUACGAACUGUUAAUGGUCAAUUGUGCGCAACAUACCGUGAAGCAUGUCAACACUUGCAUUUGCUGGAAGAUGAUACGCAUUGGGAUGCUACGCUUCGUGAUGCAUCAAUUGUUUCUCCACCAAUUCAAAUUCGUAUGUUAUUUGCGAUCAUAAUAUCAGCAGAAUUGCAACGCGAACUGCAAUUCGAUCGUAAUGAAUUGCGUGCGUUCGUACAAACGUAUACUCCACAAUUAAAUGAUCAACAAAAAUAUGUAUAUGACACAGUGAUGCAAGCUGUCAAUGACCACACUGGUGGAUUGUAUUUUUUGGAUGCACCUGGCGGCACUGGAAAACAUUUUUGA
Molecule: messenger RNA, 1080 nt
Organism: Bactrocera dorsalis (oriental fruit fly)
Lineage: Eukaryota; Metazoa; Arthropoda; Insecta; Diptera; Tephritidae
Exons: 2
Coding region: 1-1080 (359 amino acids)
Source: RefSeq, a predicted model, not a curated record